Chrysoperla carnea is the source of this 1074-nucleotide messenger RNA. RefSeq names its product gastrula zinc finger protein XlCGF52.1-like. Bases 1 to 1074 code for a protein of 357 amino acids. The transcript has 3 exons. Gene Ontology annotation, biological process: regulation of DNA-templated transcription. NCBI's taxonomy places the organism in Eukaryota, Metazoa, Arthropoda, Insecta, Neuroptera, Chrysopidae. Gene Ontology annotation, molecular function: DNA-binding transcription factor activity, RNA polymerase II-specific; RNA polymerase II cis-regulatory region sequence-specific DNA binding. The record is from RefSeq and is a predicted model, not a curated record.
AUGGCGAAUUAUAAAGAACCAUUCAAAGGUGGACAUGAAGGAAUUAAAGACGAGAGAAUACUUGAAGAAACUGUUAUUAAAAUGGAGAAUGAACGAAUUAAACUUGAACAACAAUUAAAUACUGAAUUAAUUAUUAAAGAUGAAAUAUUUAAUGAAAAUGAUUUAGAAUUUCAUAAUAGUGAAAAUGAAGAAACAUCUUUGACAUGUGAAGUGUGUGAUAAAACUUUUAAUAAAAAACACCAUUUAACUAGCCAUAAACGAACUCAUACUGAUAAAAAACGUUUUUCAUGUGAAGUGUGUGAUAAAUCAUUUAAUAGAAAAAUCUAUUUAAUUCAUCAUGAACGAAUUCAUACAGGUGAAAAACCUUAUUCAUGUGAAAUGUGUGAUAAAAAAUUUACACAGACCAGUAAUUUAAUUCAACAUAAACGAACUCAUACAGGUGAAAUACCAUUUUCAUGUGACAUGUGUGAUAAAACAUUUAAUUAUAAAGGCAACUUAGUUAAACAUAAACGAACUCAUACAGGUGAAAAACGUUUUUCAUGUGACAUGUGUGAUAAAACAUUUACACAGAUCAGUCAUUUAAUUCAACAUAAACGAACUCAUACAGGUGAAAAACCUUUUUCAUGUGACAUGUGUGAUAAAACAUUUACGUGCAAUUCUAGAUUAAUUCAUCAUAAACGAAUUCAUACAGGUGAAAAACCUUUUUCAUGUGACAUGUGUGAUAAAACAUUUAAUUAUAAAGGCAACUUAGUUAAACAUAAACGAACUCAUACAGGUGAAAAACCUUAUUCAUGUGAAAUAUGUGAUAAAACAUUUACGCAUAACGGUACUUUAACUACCCAUAAACGAAUUCAUACUGGGGAAAAACCUUAUUCAUGUGAAAUGUGUGAUAAAACACUUACACAGACCAGUAAUUUAAUUCAACAUAAACGAAUUCAUACAGGGGAAAAACCUUCCCCUGUAAUCCCGUUUUCUUGUGAUGUUUGUAGUAGAAAUUUUAAUAAAAAAUGUAAUUUAAUUCUACAUAAACGUAUUCAUAGCAGGGAAAAACUUAAGAAAAACAUAUACGAAUAA